This is a messenger RNA of Podospora pseudopauciseta, 1155 nucleotides long. RefSeq lists its product as uncharacterized. The transcript has 2 exons. NCBI's taxonomy places the organism in Eukaryota, Fungi, Ascomycota, Sordariomycetes, Sordariales, Podosporaceae. The record is from RefSeq and is a predicted model, not a curated record. Bases 1 to 1155 code for a protein of 384 amino acids.
AUGCCAACCCGGACUUCACCAAGACAGCAUAGAAGUUAUGACGACCUCCGACAACAGCAACCGUCUGCUUGGACCAGUGCCAACCGUCCUGCGGCCACACAGCCUGCUCAAGCUGCACGCACUUCUCCCUACCAGUCGGCGGCACAGCUUUCUCGGACCAAGAGUCGGCAGAGCAACCGAUCUCAGACCUCUGUGAACAAUGCCUCGCGCCAGCCUCAGCCGACGCAGUCAGUGACAAAUACCUCGGGUUACUCUGCUACUCAGUCCUCACAGCAGACAACUCAGCCAGAUUCGAUGUCGACCUCGACACAGGGCUACAACUACAACCAGUACUCGAACACUGCCAGCGCAAGUGCUUCAAGAGCCGAUUCGUCUAAUGACCGCAUAGGCUACCAGCCCUAUUCCAGCACACCGGCAGCGCCAAGUACGAACACGACCUCCUUCUCCAACUUUGACAAGGCGCUCGAGAAUUAUAACCGAACAAACCACAUGACCUCAUCAACCAGUCAUUCAACACCGGUAUCCCAGAAUGUAGCCUCCUCUUACACCACAACGGCAGAUGUCACACCCAGCGCUUCCCAAUGGGGAACUACUUCGACUUCUCAGACCCGGAACUCUCACAACUACAACACCAAUCAAUCUGCUUCCAGCAACAACUCUUACACCCAACAAUCUCAGGCAGUUCAGGGGUUUAACAUGCGUCCUCAGCCGCCGACAAUGCAGACUAGGAGCUCAACGGCGACGUAUGCGCAGCAAUCUCAGCAGCAUAACCAGCAGCAGACACAGCGUCAUCAGCAGCAACAGCAGCACACCCAACAACCGCAACAACAAACCCAGCAGCAUCAACAACAGAGUUAUAAUACGUACUCUAACCAACCGCAGCAGCAUACGAGUAACAAUCAGCAGCAGAAUUGGUAUGGUUUUCAGAGUGGGAAUAAUGCCUCGUCGGCGUACAGCUCUGCGACUGCGGCGGCGGCUGGUGGGAGCGGGGGUUACUCGGGAAGUGGGGGAAGUCAUGCGCAUGGGGGAGGUCAUGGGGGAGAAAGUCAUGGGCAGCAGCAUCGGUCGAUGAAUUUGUCGAGUCAUACUUAUAGCAGUAUUGAUGGGGGGGAGCAGGCGUUGUAUGAUUUGUUGAAAAAUAAUCCUACAGGGUAG